AUGGAUUACCGUUACCAAUAUGGAAAUGGCUACGCACAUGCUGAUAGCAGCCAAAACACAGUAAUGGAGCCCAAUGUGAGCGAAGAUGGACAUCCAGAAGAUCACGAAAACAGACAACAAUAUGGAGAGUUCUUCCAACAAUAUCCGCAGCAGUACGCGCAAAACACACAACCAGCGCAUACUGGCGAGUUCGAAGAGUAUCACGAUAACUCCCACGAUGCUCACGAAUCUUACCGGAUGCAAAACGCGAAUUAUACGCAACAAUACAACGUUCCUACGAUCAACGUGUAUCAUGCUGCACAGCCCAUUCCCCUGGCUCACGAUAAUGUCAUACCGAUGCCAUCGAGUACUGCCAUAGCAAGCAACGAUCAGCUUUAUGCCAUGGACUACGAACCUAGGAAUUCAGAUUCCAGCGCUCAGAUCAGCAACGACGAGUCAUUCCCACCAGAUACUAUGCCGAUUUUGAACCAUCACCAUCUCCAACAACGCAGACCACCUCCGGUAUCAAAUUCCGCCGCAUUUGGUUCAGAUCUCAACCAGCCAACAGAUUACUACAAAUACGAUCCUGAAGACCCUACAGACUACAUCGAUCAAACUGGCGAUGACUAUCAGAUCAACACAUUUUACGGCAAUAAUAACCAAAUGGCCAACCCAUAUGCCAGUACUUUUGAUCUCAACGACUACGCCGACCAAGAAGUGUAUUCGGACGGAGCUAGCUCAUUAAUAGGCUACGACGAGAGAAGAAGCAGAGAUUUGGCCGACUAUUCGUACGACAAUGCGGACGCCAAUACGCUUUCGAAACUUGCGGUGUCCAGAGAACAGGGCGAUGAAGAAGACGAAGACAUCGUGCUGAACAGUCGCGGUGAGAAAAUGGGUAGUAAUGGCUCCCAUGACAGGGCCCAUGGGCCAGAAAGGACACACACAACAGUGCGGAAAUUCAAGUUGAGCAUGGGCAAUUUCGUCUUCGAUUGUCCCAUCAGUGAAAACCUCAUAGCGCAAUAUGUGAGAGCUGUGGACGACGAGAAUAAGCUUUCAAAUGAAUUCAAAUUCAUGAGAUAUCAAGCUGUAACGUGCGAACCGCUGAUGUUUCAACCGAAUAAUUUCACGCUUCGCCAACUCAAGUACGGGCAACCUCGGCGUACGGAACUAAUGAUAGUGAUAACCAUGUACAACGAAGAUGACGUCUUGUUGGGAAGAACGCUCAAAGGCGUUAUGGACAACAUACGUCAUUUCACAAAGAAGAAAAAUUCGUCAACUUGGGGCUCUGAUGCGUGGAAAAAAAUUGUGGUUUGUGUUGUUUCAGAUGGGCGAUCUAAGAUUCAUGAACGCUCUUUAGCUCUUAUGAGUGCCCUAGGUUGUUAUCAAGAUGGCUUCGCAAAGGGCGAAAUCAACGACAAGAAGGUGAUUGCGCACGUUUAUGAGCACACUUCUAAAGUCAACAUUCGAAGCGUCAAAGAUGGCAAGGUCGAACUUGAUUGUGGUGUAAAUACUGUACCCAUCCAAUUGUUGUUUUGUCUGAAAGAAAAUAACCAAAAGAAAAUCAAUUCCCAUCGUUGGGCUCUAGAGGCGUUUGGGGAAGUUUUGCAGCCCAAUGUCGUCAAUCUUUUGGAUGCAGGGACAAUGCCCGGCAAGGACUCUAUUUACGAACUAUGGCGUGAAUUUAAAAAUCCUCAGGUGGGUGGAGCAUGCGGAGAAAUCAAGACGGAUCUGGGCAAAGGUUUCAGAAAGCUUUUGAAUCCUCUUGUAGCUUCGCAAAACUUUGAGUACAAACUUUCAAAUAUUUUGGAUAAGACUACAGAAUCCAAUUUCGGUUUUAUCACUGUGCUACCGGGCGCAUUUUCUGCGUACCGGUUCGAAGCGAUACGAGGGGAGCCAUUGCGUAAAUAUUUCAUGGGAGACGAUUUGAAUGCAAGGGUUUUUAUUUCCAACAUGUAUCUUGCUGAGGAUCGUAUCCUGUGUUUCGAGAUUGUGACGAAGAAAGACAGCAAUUGGAUCUUGAAAUACUCAAAGAGUUCUUAUGGAUCCACAGAUGUUCCUGAAAAAAUACCAGAGUUCAUCCUGCAGAGAAGAAGAUGGAUGAAUGGAUCUUUCUUUGCGGCACUGUACUCUUUCAUUCACUUUUACAAGAUUUGGAGCAGCGGUCACUCUGUGGGCAGAAAAUUCAUGCUCAACCUGCAAUUCAUUUACCUUGCACUAACUAGUUUGGUGUCAUGGUUCUCUUUGAGCUCAUUCUUUUUGGUUUUCAGAAUACUAACCAUGUCCAUUGCCGUGUCAUAUAAUGACCAUAAGGUCUUUCGAGUUUUGUCCGUGAUAUUUCUCUGGCUUUACGGUGUCUCUGUGCUAAUAACCUUUAUUCUCUCUCUCGGAAAUAAACCCAAGGGCACUUCCAAGUUCUAUCUGUCAACGUUCAUUUUCUUUGCCGUCCUCAUGGUGUACAUGAUAUUCUGCGCCAUUUUCAUGAGUGUGCACUCGAUUCGCAAUAUAAUUGAUGCUGGAAACGUCACAUUCCGGAGCUUAAUCCGACAGGAGACUUUCAGGGACCUAAUAAUAUCGAUGGGGUCGACUUAUUGCCUUUAUUUACUGAGCUCCUUGGUGUACUUGCACCCAACGCAUAUGUUCACAAGUUUUAUGCAAUAUCUGCUUUUGAGCCCUUCGUACAUCAAUGUGCUGAACAUUUACGCUUUUUGCAACGUUCACGAUAUUUCGUGGGGUACAAAAGGUUUCGCUGCGAAGCCGCUCGGCAAAAUCCAUUCUAAGGAAGACGGUACAGUUAAAUUGGAAAUUCCGGUGUCUGCAAAAGAAAUCGAUGAUAAUUACCUUAAGCACUGCGAGGUGUUGAAAACACCUGCUGCCGAAGAAAAAGAUGAUGAGCUUUCAUUAGAGGAGAAAAAGACUAGUUACUACGCUAUGGUGCGGUCCGUCGUGAUCAUCCUCUGGGUCAUUUCAAAUUUCAUCAUUGUGGCCGUUGUACUCGAAACAGGUGGAAUUGGACAGUACGAAUCAUUGAACAAUUCCAGCACGGCUACACAAACCACUGUGUCGAUUCUGCCUCAGCGGUCUACGAUAUAUUUCUCCGUCAUUCUGUGGGUCGUGGCCUUCAUGGCCGCAUUCCGUUUCAUUGGGUGUUGCGUGUACCUCACGAAGAGAUUUAUCCAUCGCCUCAGGUCUCGGUCAUGA
Messenger RNA from Lachancea lanzarotensis, 3177 nucleotides. RefSeq names its product LALA0S12e03334g1_1 (gene CHS1). Gene Ontology annotation, cellular component: cell septum; cell periphery. The record is from RefSeq and is a predicted model, not a curated record. The transcript has a single exon. Gene Ontology annotation, molecular function: chitin synthase activity. Lineage: Eukaryota; Fungi; Ascomycota; Saccharomycetes; Saccharomycetales; Saccharomycetaceae. The coding region runs from base 1 to 3177 and encodes 1058 amino acids.